This is a messenger RNA of Lytechinus variegatus (green sea urchin), 1706 nucleotides long. Its product is annotated as antigen WC1.1-like. The record is from RefSeq and is a predicted model, not a curated record. NCBI's taxonomy places the organism in Eukaryota, Metazoa, Echinodermata, Echinoidea, Temnopleuroida, Toxopneustidae. The transcript is spliced from 2 exons. Gene Ontology annotation, cellular component: membrane. Bases 171 to 1049 code for a protein of 292 amino acids.
UGGGUGCUCAGUUGGAUGCUUCAAGCAAUGUAUGAAUUUUCUUUGCUGAUUUUGUCUGUCUUUCAGAAUGGAAAGUGAGCCUCGUUGGUGGACCUGGACCUUACUCUGGUACAAUCCAACUCCAGAUCGAUGAUAGAAUUGGUACCAUCUGUGACGAUCAAUUUAGUAUCAUGGAUGGUCUCGUCGUCUGUAAGAUGCUUGGUUAUCCUUUUGUGGUCAGUGUCCAUGUCAGUGCAAAGUUCGGAAUGGGCAGUGGCGACAUUCUUCUUGAUGAUCUGUCAUGUACCGGUACUGAGUCGAGUCUUGAGAGCUGUUCAUUUGCACCUGUGGGUACUCAUAACUGCAUGCAUCAUGAAGAUGCUGGAGUGACCUGUUCAGCUGAUUCAGAGUUUGGUGGUCCAGCUAGAUGGACGGAAAUGCCUCUCCUGUCAGUUCCAUCUGGUGUUGGUUUACCUUCCAACACUCUGAACAUGGGUAUUGGCUCAGCGACCAUUCUUAUCACACUCCUAGUGGUCGUUUGUGUAGGUUGUAUGUUUUGUGCCUGUGUCAUGAGACGUCUACGUGUCAACUCUAAUGUAGAAACCAUCAACAACAUCCGAGACAACAGCUGCGCCGUGGUGAAUCAAAGGGAAAGCACACCUGCAUCUGGCGAUAUCAUUCCACCCUCCUAUACAGACGUCCUGACACGUCCAAAUGAUUACAGUCAGGUGAAUAAUGCAGGUGAUACCACUCUCCCACCGCAAUCCCCUGCUCCAACAUCACCCCCUCCGUCAUAUGCAAGGACCUUUGAAGUUGGUAACAACACCUUGCGUGUAAUUACCAUCGCUGGUCCCUCAUCAGCAAGAGAACAAAGGAUUCGAAGGGAGCCCAUCCCGAUACCGUUAUCACCACCACCUUCAUAUGAUGCUGUGGCUCCAAUUUUUCCAUCACCAGAUAAUGCCCGGUCUGGACAAUCAUUGCCAGAUGUUGUGACAGUAUUAACAGAUGCUGAUGAGAGAAUUGCUCUACAAGAUACUCUUACAGAAAGUGAGAAUACAACAGUCGUAUAACCAUCUCAGGGAUAAUGCGCAAGGUAAACAUUGGUGCUAUACAUCUCUGGUAUGAUGAUGAAAACUUUCCUCACUUUGAUGAUUGAUCAUAUUGUCUGCUACAAAGGCUCCACCAACCUUAAUUAUUUUCUUUAUGUUCGUAUGAUUCCUCACAACUGAACCGGCAUUUUAAUUUCUGAAGAGUUUGAUCAAUACAUCCUUGAAUUUAUUAUAUAUUUAUGAUAUACAUUCAGUUAUUGUUAUGUCUUAUUUUAAAUCUGGUUUUAUCAAUUUUUGUUAUUUUGCAAGAUUAAUCUAGUCUGUGGUCAUGGUGGUCAGCCCUUCCCUAUUUAACACUUUUUCUCUUAUAUGUUUAUCAUGUUCUUGUGUUUGCCUUGUUUCUUGUUUCGUUUUGUCUUUUAUGUCCUGUCAUUCGUUCCGCCUUCUUCUUUUUUCCUUGAGCGCAAUGUUUUUUCAUGACUUAGUGACUGCUUGUGUGACUGAACUGGUCUGUAAUUCUAAGUACCUUUUAUCUCAGUCUAAUCUCCACCCUUUUCUUUUCUUUGCUUUUUCCCCCUUUCUUGCUAUAAACUUAUGUACCCAAUCAUUUUUGUCUCACCUGCAUACAAGAGUGAGACCAUAUGUGCCGCUUUUCCGACGGCGACGGUGUCAACACCA